CAUUUGAUUGGGCAACGUUAAUAAGUCGAUCUCUUCUCUGUUAUACCCAAAACCCGAUUUUCGCCAACCACUCGUUAUCUUCGAACCACCCUUGUUUCUCCAUUUCCCCAAUCUAAAACCCUAAUCUUUUUCACAUCUUUUCGUUCUUAAAAGGGUUCAUUUUUCAUCUCCUUCUUUCUGGGAUCUUGAAUUUGUGUCAAUCCUUCUCCUUUGGAUACUCGAUCGUCUUUUUUUUUCAUCUGAAGUGAUGGGUUGAACUUGGUUGAUCUCAUGGAGUGGGAUAGUAGCUCUGAUCUGAGUGGAGACGAGGAAGAAGGGUUCCUUUUGAACGAUGGUGGACCUUUUCCUUUCCCAGUUGACGGUUUACUUCAAUCGGCGCCUUGUGGGUUUGUUGUAUCUGAUGCUUUGGAGCCUGACCAACCAAUUAUUUAUGUCAAUUCGGUAUUUGAGAUGGUUACUGGUUAUCGUGCUGAAGAGGUUCUUGGGCGUAACUGUCGGUUUUUGCAAUGCAGAGGUCCAUUUGCAAAAAGAAGGCAUCAGCUUGUGGACUCCAUGGUAGUCUCAGAAAUAAGAAAAUGCCUUGAAAAGGGGGUUGAAUUCCAAGGAGAUUUAUUAAAUUUCCGUAAAGAUGGAUCUCCACUUAUGAACAGACUGCGGUUAACACCAAUAUUUGGGGACGAUGAAACAAUAACUCAUUACAUCGGAAUCCAGUUCCUUACAGAGGCCAACAUCGACUUAGGACCGCUGCCAGGAUCUUCUGCCAAGGAAUCCACAAGAUCAUCUGAUCGUUUCCAUUCAAUCGUCGCCUCAUACAAAGCAACUCUAGACCUAAACAGAAGCAUUGCUCGCGGAGCCUGCGAUAUCAUGCAGUUAAGCGAUGAAGUCAUGUCAAUGAAAAUUCUCUCCCGGUUAACUCCACGAGAUAUAGCAUCAGUCGGAUCUGUCUGUAGAAGAUUCUAUGAGUUAACUCAGAACGAAGAUCUAUGGAGAAUGGUCUGCCAGAAUGCUUGGGGAAGUGAAACAACUCGAGUCCUCGAAACAGUACCAGGGGCGAAGCGUCUAGGGUGGGGCAGACUGGCGAGAGAAUUAACCACACUCGAAGCAGCAGCUUGGAGGAAGUUAACUGUCGGAGGUGCGGUUGAGCCUUCUCGCUGUAACUUUAGCGCUUGUGCGGUUGGAAACCGUGUUGUUCUCUUUGGCGGUGAAGGAGUCAACAUGCAACCUAUGAAUGAUACUUUUGUAUUGGAUUUAAAUUCGAGCAAACCCGAAUGGCAGCACGUUAAGGUUAGCUCCCCGCCUCCUGGUCGGUGGGGCCACACACUUUCUUGCAUGAACGGGUCGAAUUUGGUUGUAUUCGGUGGCUGUGGACGUCAGGGCUUACUAAACGAUGUUUACGUUUUGGAUUUGGACGCCAAGCAGCCGACCUGGCGAGAAAUCUCGAGUUUAGCUCCUCCGCUUCCCAGAUCAUGGCACAGCUCCUGCACCCUCGAUGGGACAAAACUGAUCGUUUCUGGAGGCUGUGCAGAUUCGGGUGUUCUCCUUAGCGAUACUUUUCUGCUUGAUUUGUCUAUGGAGAAGCCUAUUUGGAGAGAAAUACCGAUGUCGUGGACACCUCCUUCACGAUUAGGUCAUACUUUAUCAGUCUAUGGAGGAAUGAAGAUUCUGAUGUUUGGUGGGCUUGCUAAAAGUGGGCCCCUUAGAUUUCGUUCUAGCGAUGUGUUCACUAUGGAUUUAAGUGAGGAAGAACCAUGCUGGAGAUGUGUGACUGGAAGUGGGAUGCCUGGUGCUGGUAAUCCGGGUGGUAUAGCGCCUCCUCCAAGGCUUGACCAUGUUGCGGUUAGCCUUCCGGGUGGGAGGAUUCUGGUUUUCGGUGGUUCAGUGGCUGGUCUUCAUUCCGCUUCGCAGCUUUAUAUUUUGGAUCCGACUGAUGAAAAACCAACUUGGAGGAUAUUAAAUGUGCCUGGACGGCCACCUAGGUUUGCUUGGGGGCAUAGUACAUGUGUGGUUGGAGGAACUAGGGCUAUUGUGCUGGGAGGUCAAACUGGGGAGGAGUGGAUGCUGAGUGAGCUGCACGAGCUUUCACUGGCCAGUUCUGUUGUUUGAUGAUAUGGAAUUUUGACUGAUAAAAUUUGAUUUGUGGUGAGAAGGGAGCAUAAUUCAGAGAUAUAUCUGAAUAAAAUUGCUUGUAAAUCUUUUUACAAAUCAAAAAUCAUAUUCAAAUGGGUUGCUGCUGGAUUUUAUAUAUGGUAGUAGGUAAAAAAAAAAUAUGAUUAUUAUAUAAACUUGGAUGGAUUCUACACAAUUCCUUCACCAGCCAGCUCUUUUGCCUCUAAAGAAGAAAGGGCAGUCGGAAUUUGCAGGCUGACAGCUGACUGGAGAAUCCGAAAAAGAUGAAAAAAGAGAGAUUUGGCGUGUGUUUGUAAAUAUCAGUUGAAUGAUGGUUGGUCUGCUAACAAAGUUGAACUUGCUUGCUUUUAAUAGCUGUUGUCUAGUUAAUAGCAGCACUAUCAUGAUCAAGUUUACUGAAAGGGUUCUUAAUUUGUUGUUGUAGUAGUAUUUUAUGGAUGAAUUUUGAUUCUUGACCUUAAUUUGGAUAUAGGAUUUCUUUCUUUCUUCU
This is a messenger RNA of Impatiens glandulifera, 2617 nucleotides long. RefSeq names its product adagio protein 1. Gene Ontology annotation, biological process: response to blue light; circadian rhythm. The transcript has 2 exons. Lineage: Eukaryota; Viridiplantae; Streptophyta; Magnoliopsida; Ericales; Balsaminaceae. Bases 271 to 2103 code for a protein of 610 amino acids. Gene Ontology annotation, molecular function: protein binding. Gene Ontology annotation, cellular component: cytosol; nucleus; SCF ubiquitin ligase complex. The record is from RefSeq and is a predicted model, not a curated record.